CUCCUGUAAUGAAGUAUUAUGAUUAUUACCAUUUUCCACCGAAGAAAUAUCCAUCAGAGAAAAGAAAUAUCCAUGGUGUUAUUUCAAAUUUUCUAUUUCAGAAAUAUAUAAUGGAAAAUGUUUAUGAGAUAAAUACAAACAAUUUUCCAAGCAAAUUUUAUCUCAUCCAAAAAUUAAUUUUUUGGCAAUCUAAUAAGAUUUGAAAUGUGCAUAUUUCUGAAUAAUUACUUUAGCUGCAUUGCGCAAUUUAUUGCGCCGACGUGUUUGAUGUGCUGGACCAAUCACACUUGCCCACGAAUUACCCUCGUUGCUGUCGUGUUGUGUCAUAAUUGACAAUUUUGGAAAUAUGUAUUUUUAACACUCCAGAAAGAUCUUUAUUUUAUGGUAAAUGAAAUGUGUAGCAGUAAAUGAUAUCUAGAAGAAUUAACCAGGAACAUGUUGGAUUUUGUAAAUAAUAGCGGCAUGGAAGUAUACUCUAGUUUAUGGCUUAAAUAUUCGCCUUUUUUAGCACUGAUCUUAUUGAAAAUUUUUGUGAAUGUUUCAGAAUGUGCAAGUCAAGCUGAAAUCAACAGACAUUUAGAACUAGGCAAAGAAUACUUAGCAAGAGGUCAACUAUCAGAUGCUCUGAUUCAUUAUCAUUCAGCUGUUGAUGGAGAUCCCAACAACUACCUAACUUAUUUUAAACGAGGUACAGUCUAUUUAGCAUUAGGCAAGGCCAAAAAUGCACUCAAUGACUUGGACAAAGUCUUAGAUUUGAAUCCAGAUUUUACCCCUGCUAAAAUGAAUAGGGGUUUGAUACAUUUAAAACAAGCCAAUUAUGAUCAGGCACAAUUAGAUUUUUAUAAUGUGUUGAGGACUGAUCCUUAUAAUGCAGAAGCAAAUGAGUACAUUCAGAGGAUAGAACCAGCGAAGGAACGUAAAAGAGCUGCUGAGUAUUAUUAUGGCCAUGAUGAUUAUCCUAAUGCCAUACAGUUAGUCACGGAAGCUUUGGAGACUAGUCCAUGGGCAUCAUCAUUGUAUGAACUAAGGGCAGAAAUGCAAUUAGCCAAUAAUGAUUUUAUGGCAGCAAUUUCAGACAUAAAAACAACAACCAAAUUACAAAGUGACAAUACAGAAGGCUAUUUAAAAUUAUCCAAACUUUUAUACAAGGUUGGACAAGCAACUGAUUCCUUGAAAAACAUAAGGGAGUGUUUAAAGUUGGAUCCAGAUCACAAGGAAUGUUUUCCAUUUUAUAAAAAAGUAAAAAAAAUUGAAAAAUUCAUCACAGAGGCUCAGUCUGCUCUAGAGAAUAAAGAAUAUCCAGAUUGCAUUUCUAAUGCUGAAAAAGUAUUAAAGAAUGAGAAAGAAAUCCCAAAUAUAAUGUUUGAAGGUAAAAAACUACUGUGUACCUGUUAUACUGAGAGUGAACAAUCUGAUGAGGCCAUUCAGAUUUGUAAAGAAGCCUUAGAACUCGUAGAAGAUGUAGAUAUUUAUUUCAGUAGAGCAGAAGCAUACCUCCAAACUGAAAUGUAUGAUGAUGCUCUGCGGGAUUAUAGACGAAUAUUAGAAAUUGAUCCCCAUAAUGAAAGGGCGAAGGAAGGUCUCCGAAAGGCAGAGCAGAGACAAAAACAAUCAGAAAAAAGGGAUUAUUACAAAAUUCUGGGUGUCAAACGUUCUGCUACUAAGAAAGAAAUUGUCAAAGCUUAUAGGAAAAUGGCUCAAAAGUGGCACCCAGAUAACUAUACGCUUGAUGAGAAAAUGAAGAAAAUUGCUGAAAAGAAGUUUGUUGAUAUUGCAGCUGCAAAGGAGGUACUCACAGAUGAGGAAAAGAGAAGACAGUUCGAUAUGGGAGAAGAUCCUUUAGAUCCAGAGUCAGGAAAAGGUGGAAUGCCAAAUUUCCAUUUCCAACAUUUCCACGGUAGUCCUUUCCAAUUCAAAUUCCACUUUGAUUAAGCGUAAAUUUUUCCAUUUUAUCACAAUUUUUUUUGUUGUGAAAGUGCUAGUGAGAAGUGACUGAUACUAACUGAAAUCAAUUGAUAAAUUCUAGUGACUUUUUGUUGAUUUAUUUAUGUUAUUAGCUCUUGAUUUUUUUUUCUUGAAUAAAAUCGUAUAUUUAUGAAGAAAUCAUGUUUUGAAAAAUUUCUGUAUAAAAAUGUACAUACAUUUAUUUCAGGCCAUAUUAUGAAUGAAUUUUUAUUGCACAAUAAAACGUGAUUACAUGUUAUGUA
Molecule: messenger RNA, 2207 nt
Organism: Harmonia axyridis
Lineage: Eukaryota; Metazoa; Arthropoda; Insecta; Coleoptera; Coccinellidae
Gene: P58IPK
Product: dnaJ homolog subfamily C member 3
Exons: 7
Coding region: 436-1932 (498 amino acids)
Biological process (GO): protein folding in endoplasmic reticulum
Cellular component (GO): endoplasmic reticulum
Molecular function (GO): protein-folding chaperone binding; misfolded protein binding
Source: RefSeq, a predicted model, not a curated record